AAAUUGUCCAAAAUGAUGAAAAUUGCUGAGGUCAAGAAUGAUGUUAUGGGCCAGUUCCAUGAUGCAUUGUACCUUGGUGAUGUGCACGAGCGUGUCAAGAUUCUGGAGAAUGCAGGACAUCUGCCCCUCGCAUAUAUAACUGCCUCAGUCCAUGGGCUCCAUGAUAUUGCGAAUCGAUUAGCCGUGGAACUAGGGGAUAAUGUUCCUUCUUUUCCUGAGGGGAAGAAAGCUUCUUUGUUGAUGCCUCCAAGUCCUGUUCUGUGUGCGGGAGAUUGGCCUUUAUUAAUGGUCAGUAAAGGAAUUUUCGAGGGUGGUCUCGAUGAUGCAGGCAGAGGUGCAGAAGAAGAUUAUGAAGAGACUGCAGAUGCUGAUUGGGGUGAGGCUUUGGAUAUUGGUGAAGUGAAUAACAUGCAAAAUGGAGACAUUAGUAUGGUGGUGGAGGAAGAGGACGUGCAUGAAGAAACUGAGGGAGGAUGGGAUCUUGAGGAUCUGGAUCUGCCCCCGGAUACUGACACUCCAAAAACUGCUCCAAAUGCACGCACUUCUGUAUUUGUCGCUCCCAACCCUGGCAUGCCUGUAAGCCAGAUUUGGGUCCAGAGAUCAUCUCUUGCUUCUGAACAUAUAGCUGCUGGAAACUUUGACACAGCAAUGCGUUUAUUGUACCGUCAAUUAGGGAUAAAGAACUUCUCUCCAUUGAGAUCACAGUUUAUGGAUCUUCACAUGGGCAGUCACACUUAUUUACGUGCCUUGUCCCUGGCCCCAGUGAUUUCUGUUGCAGUCGAGAGGGGUUGGAGCGAGUCAGCAAGUCCAAAUGUACGGGGUCCGCCUGCGCUUGUGUUCAAUUUCUCUCAGUUGGAAGAGAAGCUACAGGCUGGUUACAAGGCGACUACUGCUGGAAAAUUUUCUGAAGCCCUUCGACAUUUCAUGGCUAUUCUUCAAACAAUUCCAUUUAUUGUGGUUGAGUCACGAAGAGAGGUGGAUGAAGUUAAAGAACUAAUCAUCAUUGUAAAGGAGUAUGUUCUGGGCUUGCAGAUGGAAUUCAAGAGGAAGGAAUUGACUGACAAUCCAGUUCGUCAGCAGGAAUUGGCAGCUUAUUUUACCCACUGCAAGCUUCAACUUCCUCACCGCAGACUUGCACUGUUGAAUGCCAUGACUAUUUGCUAUAAAGCACAAAACCUGAGCACUGCUGCCCAUUUUGCCAGGGAACUUCUGGAGACUAAUCCAGCUGCCGAAAACCAAGCCAAGAAAGCCCGUCAAGUGCUGCAGGCGGCCGAGAGGAAUAUGAGAGAUGUUAUACCGCUGAAUUACGACUUCAGAAACCCUUUUGUAGUGUGUGGGUCCACGUACACCCCAAUUUACCGGGGUCAGAAAGACGUUACUUGCCCUUACUGCAGUACACAUUUUGUUCCAUCGCAGAAAGAGAAGCUUUGUACAGUUUGUGAGCUUGCAGAGGUAGGAGCUGACGCAUCUGGUUUAGUCUGUUCGCCAUCACAGAUCAGAUGAUCAGCCUUCUUGCUUUUCAUUAGCAACAAAAGUCAAGUCAGUGGACGGCUUUUAUCUCACAAACAAAGGGGUAGGAUUAUCGAACGAAGGUUUUCAUUUAGAUUAUAGCU
Messenger RNA from Olea europaea var. sylvestris, 1613 nucleotides. RefSeq names its product coatomer subunit alpha-2-like. Gene Ontology annotation, molecular function: protein binding; structural molecule activity. Bases 13 to 1503 code for a protein of 496 amino acids. The record is from RefSeq and is a predicted model, not a curated record. Gene Ontology annotation, cellular component: COPI vesicle coat. NCBI's taxonomy places the organism in Eukaryota, Viridiplantae, Streptophyta, Magnoliopsida, Lamiales, Oleaceae. The transcript has a single exon. Gene Ontology annotation, biological process: vesicle-mediated transport; intracellular protein transport.